AUGUACCGAUCCCCAAGCUGGAGCCGUGUGACUGAGGAUUACUCAGUACCUUGGUCUGCGCCAAAGGGAUUAUGGAAAGGCCUAGACGAAGACGAGCCGACUACAUACGAUCCUACGAGCCAGGAGGUGACAAAGAAAGAGAAGUCACGAACCAAGUUUGCUGAAAACGCUGUUCACAUAAUCCCGUUUGUCCUUCUCGCUUGUGCUCUCGUCCUUUGGUUUUUCUCUAAUUCAAAUAUGGAUGUUGGAAUUAAAGAGGAAUCGAUUGCGGCUAGGAUCAAAGGAUUAACGAUUGAAGGAGACAUUGACAUUUAUUAA
Messenger RNA from Eruca vesicaria subsp. sativa (arugula), 318 nucleotides. Lineage: Eukaryota; Viridiplantae; Streptophyta; Magnoliopsida; Brassicales; Brassicaceae. The record is from the annotation of a GenBank genome assembly.